Molecule: messenger RNA, 1951 nt
Organism: Chaetomium fimeti
Lineage: Eukaryota; Fungi; Ascomycota; Sordariomycetes; Sordariales; Chaetomiaceae
Exons: 2
Coding region: 1-1803 (600 amino acids)
Source: RefSeq, a predicted model, not a curated record
AUGCCUCCACGACCAUCCAGGCGGUGGGCGUAUGGCUACAGCCCCAUGGUUCCUGAACUAGCUAGCUGCCCUCCGUUCAGCUACGGGUAUAAUCCAGACUCAGACCCCUUCGAUGACUUCCACGGAGAAGGCGGAAAUGUUUUUGGCAUGCAUGGCAUUCCUCAGGCAAAGGCAAGCGAACUGCGUCGUAUCCUCUUCGACCCCUCUACGGGAAUGGACCCUACCGUGAAGUGGUUUACCACGCAGCUGCAUCUUUACGGUGUGUCGUUCAAGAAGUCGUGGAGGAAAGCCGAUCUUGAAGCGGCAUUGAUGGCAGCUGUUAGCGCUGGUGAGUGCGAAGUAUUGGCCCCGACAGUUGCUGCUGUGUGUGAUCGUCUUCGUGGAGAAUACGACGCCGCCGUGGAACGCCUCGAGGAUGAGAUGUUCGCAAAGAUUGAGGGCGGCCAUGCGGAGGAGGGCAACGUUGACCCGCCCCGCUUCGUCGCGAAAUAUUUCCUCGAUGCUCAAGGCCAUCCGGACAGAGAGAAGACCAAAAUACCGCUUUCCUUCAGAUCGUGGAACAAUAAAGAAGAGCUCGACAAAGUGGUCAAAUCAGUUCCGGGACUCGCAAUUCUCAAGACCUGGAGUACCGUGCUCGUUGGCUGGGCUACAGCCAUGGAGAAAGGCAUCGAGGCCGAGUUCUCCAGGCUGGAAACCUUCUUCAGCCAUAAAUACGACAUCCACAGCGCCCAGGCCAAUGUCGACUUAAAGCUCUUCUUGCGAAAGUACCUUUCUCUCAAUCCCGACGGUAGUGUCAUCGAUACAGGCGUUAGGCCAUCCGAUCCAGUGGUGCUUGCCCCCUUUCGCCUUCAAAACCAGGAACUCGCUCAAGACAUUGUUGCCAAGUCCCCGGGUCUGCACAUAAAAAAGCACAAUGGGACUGCCGUCAUCGGGUGGGACAAGGAUAAAGUUGACGCUGAGAUAGCCCACAUGAUCGAGGUCGAGAAACAAGACAAGGAAAAACAAGAAGCCGACAAAAAAGCGAAAUUCGAAAAGGAGGAAGCUGAGAGAAAGGCGAGAUGGGACCGGCGAUGCAAGGGGUAUUAUGAGCUCCUCGCUAAACAACAAGGGCGACCCGGUCUCGUUGACCUCCAGCAGCUGCCUGGAUCAUACGUUGUGCGAUGGCAUGGGGAAACUGGGGAGGAUUACAACGACCCCCAUUACGACGGACACGUCAUGAAGAUCAACAUAUUGCAUCCCAAGAGCCCCCAUGGCGUUAAGGCUUCGUUCUAUUUUGGACAGUUCGAAGGAGUCAUGCUUCUCGCUAUGUCCAAGGAGGCCAUCGCCCAGCUCAGGGCUGCGCAACCCAAAGAUUAUUACGACGAGGACGAAGAGGAUCAGAAUGAUGGCCCAUCCUCCAUUAUUGGCCACAACACCAAGCUUAUUCGUGUGGAAAGGAGCUCAACUGGGGAGAAGCGUUCACUGGGAGACAUCUCCGAUCCAUACGGAGUUCAGGCUGCCAGGGCUAAGCGGCAGAGGAUCGACCCUCCAAGCCAGGAAGCACUGCACCCCAGUCGCGUGUAUUUCCAGUUUGCUUGCAGUGAGGUCGAAGGAUACCCCAUAGUUGAUAACCGCAACAAGCACGUUGGCCAUCUCGAUUUCGAUUCGACAGGCUUGGCUGCAAAGGGCGUCUUUUAUCUCCCGGACUUGUUUCGUUCCGAAGGUCAGCAUAUCGAGAUCUUCAAGAUCGCCGAGCAACCAGAUCGCAAUGCGUCACCUGAACCGUGGUACAGGUAUGAUGGGAGACAAUGGGGUGGGUGGUGAUUUUAAGGGGUCUGCUCCUGUUCGUCGUCGACUCGGGAGCUAGCCCCGUUGAGAUUCUUCAGGUCCGGUUCUGGGCUCUCACUGCACUUUCCGCCUCGUCCAGGUCCUAUGUGCAAAGAGAAGAAGUGCUGGCGGAGGCUAUGGCAUG